Messenger RNA from Wyeomyia smithii (pitcher-plant mosquito), 2442 nucleotides. RefSeq names its product chaoptin-like. Lineage: Eukaryota; Metazoa; Arthropoda; Insecta; Diptera; Culicidae. The record is from RefSeq and is a predicted model, not a curated record. The coding region runs from base 560 to 2320 and encodes 586 amino acids. The transcript has 2 exons. Gene Ontology annotation, molecular function: protein binding.
UCGCUUUUAUUCAGUUUGUCAUACACCGCGCGAGAAAGCAGCCACUUUAAUUACUGCAUUACAUCAGCGUGUCGCUCCAGGUAUCCAGCCACACACAGGGUGUAUAUUAGAAACCGCACUGCACCGUUCACCUGUUGGGAUAACCCAACGGGUUAGCCGUCAAUUGAAAAUAGUAGCAAACAAACCACGGUCCGGGUCGUGCGCAUCUUCAUCUCACCUGGCAAAGCCGUCGUCGUCGUCGUUGUCGCGGUCGGGAUCAAGUGCGGGUGGUUGAUUGCGGUGCAAGCUGCAUUGUGCACCGGUGGAAAGUGACUGGACUGGAGCAAGUAAAACAAUAUACUAAGUAACAGCCGCCAGCAACUAUCGCAGAAAACUAGACUGAGAUCUGGGUUGCAAAUAUAGCUCACAAAGUGUAUUGUUCUGAACGCGGUGUUAUUUUUUUUAAAACAGACACAAACCGAAGACGUACCUGCUGGAAAUCGAUGUAGAGUGUUAUUUCAACUGCAACAGUGCACUUUUACGGAGUUUGGAUAUCAGGAAAAAUCUAAAUUCGUCAAGAAUGUAUCGAAUAAGGUGUCAAUCUCGACUGGUUAAACCAUGCAUCCCCAUACUGAUGCUUCUGCUACUGGUGAUAGACACCUGUGUGGAGCAUGUGGCGGCUGACGUAUGCAGCAGCACGAAAAGUGAUCGUCACCGGACGAUAAUGGAAAAGUACCGUAGUUCCGCCAACUGGAACGGGGUUCUCACGGAGGAUGCACUAAAUUUGAAGGAGAACCAAACCGAGAUCAAUCUCUCCCAGCAAGGCUUCAGUGAGGUGCACUGGCACCUAAGCAGUAUCGUAGGAGAAGGAUACGAGGUAUACGAGCUGGACAUGUCGUACAACAACCUCGAAGCGAUCAAUGAACUCACAUUUCUUAAAUUUUAUUCACUGGAAAUGCUGAACCUCUCUUACAAUCGCAUUACAACGAUACGUAACUUGACCUUCGGUUCGCUAAUUCGUCUAAUGGAUUUAGAUUUGUCCUUCAAUUUGAUCCAUUCAAUCGAAACGGAAGCUUUCAACCGUCUAUUCGGACUAGAAUCGCUAAACUUGCGGGAAAACUGUCUAAUCACAUUGAAUGAACAUCAGUUCCACUUCAAUGACCAUCUGUCAUCGAUUCAUUUGGACAACAAUCAGCUACUCUACAUUCCGUCCGAUCUCUUCGAUGCUCUCGCUAUGGUGGAAGAACUCUUUGAAUUUGACCUAUCGUACAAUCAACUCCGACGGAUGCCUUAUAUCGAAGCGAAAGAGAUAGGACUGCUGAAAAUCGAUAACAAUCAGAUUAGAAUUCUCUCCGUGAACCGUACCUAUAACCUACGGGCACUAGAGGCACAUCACAACCAAAUCCAGGAUGCAGACCUCUUUCAAUUCAGCUCCGCUCAACAUGUCGAUCUGUCGCACAAUUACUUGGACAACAUCGUCGGUCUGCAUGAAAUGAAUCAACUGGAAUACCUGGACAUAUCGUCCAACAACAUUUCCAAAUUCGACUACAAUCUAAAAUAUUCCAUUCGGAAUAUUCCAACGUUGACAACGCUGCGUCUGCAGAACUGUAGCCUCACCGAAGGCAACAUGGACGGUCUACUUAAUUCGGAUAGUCUUUUGAAUCUCGAUCUGUCACAGAACGGAUUCGUAUAUCUAAACAUAAGCCACCUGUCCAAGCUGAAAUCGCUCCAAUAUGUGAGCCUGAACUUUAAUUUCCUGGAAGAACUGAUCGACUAUGAACAUAUGGCGGCACAUUUUCCCUAUCUGGAAAUGAUUUCGCUUUCCUUUAACCGCUGGAACUGUUCCUACUUCGAUAAGCUCAUAGCCUAUCUGAACCAAACCCAUAUCCACACGACAACGGAUCCUCGGGAUUGCUACAUCAACGGUAGUCACGUGGCCGAUUCAGCCGUGCAAGAAUCGUUCGACCCAGAGUACACACUGAACCAUGUCAAGCGAGACAUGAAUGUGGUUAAGAACCUAGGUCGCAGUAUGACCUACUUCAUGUACGCUCUGUACUACAACAUGCGAGGACUAAACAAUCACACCCAAUUCCUGCUGCAGCAGAGCGAUCGCAAGAUGCAAGGAAUGGAGUCAGAAUUGGGUCAUCUGAUCGGAAUGGUUGCCUUCCUGGUGGGAAUUUUGUGCACCAUUCUGGUACUCGUAUUCGUGUACGGCUUACGCAACCUGUGGAAGAAAUGGCAGCUGGACCGAUCGGUCAAGGUUGUUGCCUACAGUAACAAACGCAACAACGAGUUCAGUAACGGAGUUGCCGUCAACGAAGUCAUCCGUGAUAAUAUCUAGAUGAGUGGGCAGCCCCCGUGCUUUGAGGGUGCCAUAACCAGCGUUACCAAAACAGAUUAACAGUCUUAAGUCUGUGUGAUAUUGUGAAUUGGAAUAAAGUGUCGAUUGAAUUACGAUUGAUU